This is a messenger RNA of Cooperia oncophora, 306 nucleotides long. Lineage: Eukaryota; Metazoa; Nematoda; Chromadorea; Rhabditida; Trichostrongylidae. The record is from the annotation of a GenBank genome assembly.
AUGUCGGCAUCACCAAAGGCAAUUUUCUAUCGACAUCCCUUGUUCCUGAAGUUUUUGAGAGGUGUUAGCAAGGAAGGUCGAAUUCAAUAUAAUGCAAUUAUUCGUGGCGAGAAUCUUACGUACGCUCAAGAACAGGAGAAAAUCGCAGCGUGGGCGAAAAAGUACAAUCGUACGGAGCAAGUGAAGAAGUUCAAGGCUGAAGAAGACAAAAAAAUGGAAGCGCUCAAGCAAAAGAUCACAGCAGUGUUCAAAUCUAUACCGUCCACUUUUCAAGAGUACGUGAAAAACAUAGAAAGCGAAAAGAAA